AGAUCAACAUGCUCCCGAAAUGGCUGUCAUGGACAGUCAUCUGUGCGACGAUGGUUUUCGGAUUUCCAUUAGCUACGGGGAUGGAAACAAUCAACGACAAUUCAGGUAAGUAUAUGGACAUCGUAGUGAGGAAUGCUGAACCCAUAUCAAAAGUGUCAAAUCGAAUUUUGAUACCUUCUGUUGGAAGCAGAUUGAAAGUAAAGUUUUGGAACUUUUAUACAUUUCUUUGA
Messenger RNA from Haemonchus placei, 230 nucleotides. The record is from the annotation of a GenBank genome assembly. Lineage: Eukaryota; Metazoa; Nematoda; Chromadorea; Rhabditida; Trichostrongylidae.